Molecule: messenger RNA, 1139 nt
Organism: Nestor notabilis (Kea)
Lineage: Eukaryota; Metazoa; Chordata; Aves; Psittaciformes; Psittacidae
Product: aldose reductase-like
Exons: 9
Cellular component (GO): cytosol
Molecular function (GO): aldose reductase (NADPH) activity
Source: RefSeq, a predicted model, not a curated record
GAAAAUGGUCUUCAUUAUAUAUUGAUUAGAGUUUCUUGGAUAUCAUAUUUUCAGUCCCCACCAGGAAAAGUAACAGCUGCAGUGAUGGCUGCUAUUGAUGCUGGGUACCGCCACUUUGAUUGUGCCUACGUGUACCAGAAUGAGAAUGAAGUUGGGGAAGGGAUCCAGCAAAAAAUCAAGGAAGGUGUUGUGAAACGAGAAGACCUCUUUGUUGUCAGUAAGCUGUGGUGCACGUUUCAUGACAAGCCUCUGGUGAAGGAAGGCUGCCGGAAGACUCUUGCAGCCCUGCGGCUGGAUUAUCUGGAUCUCUACCUCAUCCACUGGCCUCUUGGUUUUAAGGCAGGAGAGGAGCUGUUUCCCACAGAUGACAAAGGCAUGUCUAUACCCAGCAACACAGAUAUUUUACAGACGUGGGAGGCCAUGGAAGAGCUGGUGGAUGCUGGUCUGGUAAAAGCCAUUGGAAUCUCCAACUUUAACCGUGAGCAGAUUGAAAGAAUCUUGAACAAGCCAGGACUGAAAUACAAGCCUGCAAAUAACCAGGUUGAAUGCCAUCCGUACCUCACCCAGGAGAAGCUGAUCAAGUACUGUCAAUCCAAAGGGAUUACUGUGACAGCAUACAGUCCUCUCGGCUCACCUGACAGACCAUGGGCUAAGCCAGAGGACCCUUCCCUUCUGGAUGACCCUAAGAUUAAAGAGAUUGCAGCCAAGCACAAUAAAACCUCAGCACAGGUUCUCAUUCGGUUCCACAUCCAGAGAAAUGUGAUUGUGAUUCCCAAGUCUGUCACACCACAGCGCAUUGUGGAGAACUUCAAGGUGUUUGACUUUGAAUUGACUAAAGAGGAGAUGGCAACUAUUCUCGCCUUUAAUAGAGACUGGAGAGCCUGUCCAAUGAGCAUGUGCAAAAAUCACAAGGAGUACCCUUUCAAUGCAGAGUACUGAAGAUGGUUUCCUGCCUUUCUCCAGACUUACCAGAUACGCUUCUGCUGUUGCCUGAGUUGUCUACAUAGCUUUCUCACUGCAUCAGACCCUCCUUUUUCCUUUCUUUUUUUCCCCCCACAAAGAUGCAGUAUAUGUACUCAGUGGCUUUGUGUUGCUUUCUUUUUUGGAAGAAGGAAAUGCUAAAAUAGUUCUGAAGAGCA